This is a messenger RNA of Argentina anserina (silverweed cinquefoil), 725 nucleotides long. RefSeq lists its product as uncharacterized. Bases 46 to 570 code for a protein of 174 amino acids. Lineage: Eukaryota; Viridiplantae; Streptophyta; Magnoliopsida; Rosales; Rosaceae. The record is from RefSeq and is a predicted model, not a curated record. The transcript has 3 exons.
AUAAAUUUUGCUCCAAGGUGCAGUAAUUUUCUCUUCCCAUCAGUCAUGGCAUUAACAAAAAUACAACUCUUAAUUUUAGCUGCAGCUUUGAUCAACGUCGCUCUUUUCAGCAAAAUGGGUUCUGCAGAUGAAGAUGGCCCUGAAACAGACUCACAAACAGGCGGUGUUCAAGGAUUUGAUCCGGCUCAAAUCGUUGCCAAAGCCUUGCUCUGUUUCAAUGAUAACUAUGUAUACAGCAGCUGCCAAGCUUCUUAUAGGUUGAGCGAGAGUGGUGAGCUGAAUGUUCCGAAAGAGAAAGCCGACGAGUUCUGCAAUGGUGCUUGCCUCACAGAAACACACCUUGUACUCAACUGUGUUGAUCACAUUUUGAACAACUUCAUCUUCUACAAUAAGGCCACUAUAAGAGAUGUUAGAGAUACUAUUCACGCCGGAUGUGGAUAUGGCCCUGAAAGAGGUGACUUCAACGUGGAAGAGCAUAUGGCUGUGACAAGCAAGGCUCCAAAGGCUGCAAAUUACCAGACUCUUGUCGGCUUUGUUUUGAUGGUUUUAGGAAAUGGAUUACUGUUCUGAUAUGUAAAAGGUCUAUCUGUUAUGUAAAAGGUCUUUUAAGUGUGGUAUGAUAUUGGCUAUUGUAAUUUGUAAUGAUGUAUGAUGACAAUUACCGACAUUACGGUUAUACUAGUAAGGGAUAUAUGCAAGGAAUUUUGUACACUUUUGGAUGCAUA